CGUCACCAUUUAUCCGCAUGAUCUUCAAGCUCCCCCGAAGUGUUUGGCUUUGGUUCAAUAGAAAACUGAUUGUUUUUCUUCUUCUUUUUCUUUCUGUUUUUAUAAAACAAGAUCUAUCCGUCUUAGCAAUGCCAUGUCUCUCCCAGGCCUAGACCUCACACAACCUUCGGCGGACAACCAAUUUGCGCCCGCACCACCGUCCCAAAUCAGUCUGUCCAAGGGCUCGGAGUGGAGAUUCGAGAUUGCUUUCGGAAGAGUGAUUCGAGUCAAGCUCCUCGCCGGCACCGCAGAACUCUUUGGCACCGAACUCGCGCCAUCUCAGACAUACACCUUCUCCGGAACGAAAGGCGCAAUAUACACCUGGCAUGGCUGUACACUGGAAGUAGGCGCGGGGGAUACAGGGCCAGCCGUUGAUGGACUAGCACCGGGCGGAAUGAACGGCGCGACAGCUCGCGGUCUCGGCGCGGGGGGUUGCCAAAGCGAGUACACGGCGGAGGAGACACCGAUGGUUGAAUACGCGAAUGUGCAUUUUGCGCUGGAAGCCUUGCGCCAGGAGGCGAAGGCAACAGGGAAAGAUGGGCCGCGCGUGCUGAUUUUAGGGCCGGAAAAUGCAGGAAAGACGAGUGUAGCGAAGAUAUUGACGGCGUACGCUACAAAGGUGGAGAGACAGCCUAUCGUCGUUAACUUGGACCCGAACGAGGGUAUGCUGAGUGUCCCUGGCACGUUGACGGCUACUGCGUUCCGCACUAUGAUUGAUGUGGAGGAGGGAUGGGGGAGUAGUCCUAUGUCCGGGCCGAGUGCUGUUCCUGUGAAGUUGCCUUUGGUCUAUUUCUAUCCGAUGCAGAAUCCGCUUGAGGCAGAGGGGUCUGUUUAUAGACCUAUUGUGUCACGGUUAGCGCUCUCGGUGAUGGGACGUAUGGCGGAGGAUGAGGAGGCCAGAGAAACAGGUGUCAUUGUUGAUACGCCUGGUGUAUUAAGUCAGGGUAAACCCGGGAGCCUUGAGACGAUCAAUCACAUUGUGACGGAGUUUUCGAUUACUACUAUUCUGGUUAUUGGCUCGGAACGUCUAUAUAGCCUCAUGAUGAAGAAUUACGAUAACAAGCCGACAUCUAGUGCGUCUGCCGUCGCAUCAGAUGAGCGCAUUACUGUCGUGAAGCUCUCCAAAUCGGGCGGAUGUGUAGAUCGAGACGCAGCAUUCAUGAAGGGAGUACGAGAGUCCCAAAUCCGGACAUACUUCUUUGGAAACCCCAUUCCUUCCACCGCGUCUGCCGCUCUUUCGCUCUCUGCAUCGUCUACCACCAACGUCACGCUUUCUCCGCACGCUCAACAGCUCGACUUCAACUCGCUGGGUAUCUUCAAUUAUACUAUUGCAUCGCUAGAGGAAGAUGAAGAUGAGUAUGAUCCGUCUCAAUUCGGCGCCAGUGAUGCGUUCCUUCCUGGUGGAGGUAACGACGCGGAGACCAGCCAUACACAGCAGCAAGAUGAGGCUUCUCGUGCUACACCCUUGCCCGGCAUAGUCUCCACUACUGAGAGCGCUACUCCAGGCGCCGCUACUAAUGUCCCACUGAAAAAAAUCUCACCCCCGGCACCAACCACACUCGCCAACUCCCUCCUCGCAAUCACCAACGCCCCUCCAACAGCCAGUGCGGCCGACGUCCGUGAUGCCAGUAUCAUGGGAUUCCUGUAUGUGGCCGACGUGGAUAGUGAGAAGGGCAAGAUUCGUGCUCUGGCCCCGGUGGGAGGACGAGUGCCUCCUCGGGCGAUCGUCUGGGGGAAGAAAUGGCCCGGCGAGGUGGUGGGAUUGGUUGGGUAAAGUGGCAGCUACUAAGUAUAGGUGGGAUGUUUUCCACCAAGUUGAUGAUUGUGAUUCCCCCUUCCAGAUGUCGCCGCUUUUAUCUGGGGUUCAUAUAAUCCAACCGCUUCCACUCCCUGUGUACUCACCGAUUCCUUUGGGCACACACGAAACACUCCAGGACCGCUCACGGCAGCGCCCACGGCACGUGGCUGUCUCUUUUCUCAUUGGCAUCGAGGACUCUGCCCAGUAUUGAGACUA
This is a messenger RNA of Aspergillus alliaceus, 2053 nucleotides long. RefSeq names its product cleavage polyadenylation factor subunit CLP1. Bases 134 to 1813 code for a protein of 559 amino acids. Gene Ontology annotation, molecular function: polynucleotide 5'-hydroxyl-kinase activity. The transcript has 3 exons. Gene Ontology annotation, cellular component: nucleus; mRNA cleavage factor complex. NCBI's taxonomy places the organism in Eukaryota, Fungi, Ascomycota, Eurotiomycetes, Eurotiales, Aspergillaceae. Gene Ontology annotation, biological process: tRNA splicing, via endonucleolytic cleavage and ligation. The record is from RefSeq and is a predicted model, not a curated record.